AUGGCAGUUCGUCGCGCAGAUAUCCAGGGCAUUCUAGAUGAGAUCGAGGCACUCCGUCGCGAAAACCAGCAUGCAGACGAUGAAGGUCUGCAGGAUGUUGCCAAUACACUAGCAGCAGCCCUGGAGGUCGAACCUCGCAUUAUCUAUUUUUCCUUUAACAAACACCCGGAAGUCCUGGUUUACGACAGAAUUCGACUAGGAACCUACGAGAUAAUUGCGCAGUAUAAGCGUGAUAAGCGACGAUCGAUCCUGAUGCCCGGCGACUUUGUCGCUUUUCGAAUUGCCUUUCUCGAGUGGCCCCAGGUUCCCCAGGGAAGAGAUCUCAAGUGCUUUACGGGGAUAGUAACGUUAGUCAAUGGUUGGGCCAAUGACAGGGAGAGGACCCAAGCCGUUCCUGAUUUCACCAGAGCAAUCGCACUAGAAAUUGGCGCUGCAAUCGAUCACCCUCCCCACCUGAUUUAUCUCUCCUUGCACCACUAUCCCGACGUCGAUACUAUCUCGGGAAUGAGUGUUCGCGCCAUUAUGCGAUUUGACGUAACUGAGAGGGAGAAGGCAAGACCGGUACUGAACCUGGGCACCUGGAUCGCAAACAAGGUCACCUUCCCUCAGUGGCCACAGAUCCAGGACGGCCAUGUCCAAUCCAAUACUGCAGACGGUCGCAACUAUGGUCAUAACAUCAUGGGAACAGAGGUUAUCACCCCAAUCAGAUUCUUGAAGCCUGAGAGCCAGCGUUGUGCGGAGAAUGACGCCUUGUGCGAGGAGAUUUUGGGAAUUGUUACUCGAUACCUCAGUCUCCCCGGGCACUUGAUCAAGAACAUCCGCCAGAACUGCCAUCUCAUUCACGAUAUGAGACACCCUCUUUCAAAGUCCUGA
Molecule: messenger RNA, 873 nt
Organism: Pestalotiopsis fici W106-1
Lineage: Eukaryota; Fungi; Ascomycota; Sordariomycetes; Amphisphaeriales; Sporocadaceae
Exons: 3
Coding region: 1-873 (290 amino acids)
Source: RefSeq, a predicted model, not a curated record